CAAGAGACUUCAUGUGUCAUCUCCAAGUGGACUUACUUGAUAUGCAUUAUCAACCAGAUGGUUCUUACAAAUAUAUUUAUCAUGCUCAUGAUCAUUUUUCAAAGUUUUCUUGGUUGUCUGCUCUUUCUUCUAAAGAAGCCAAAGAAGUAGCAGAUUUUCUUUUUGAACUUUUCACUGCAUUUGAAUCUCUAAUCAUUCUACAAACUGAUAAUGGAAAAGAGUUUACAGCACAAAUCAUUAGAAAAUUAACUAAAUUUUGGUCAACUAUUUGGAUUAUAAAUGGACAUCCAAGACAUCCUCAAUCUCAAGGACUAAUUGAACGGGCUAAUGACAUACUUCAACAAAAGCUUUCAAAAUGA
Messenger RNA from Ambispora gerdemannii, 359 nucleotides. Lineage: Eukaryota; Fungi; Glomeromycota; Glomeromycetes; Archaeosporales; Ambisporaceae. The record is from the annotation of a GenBank genome assembly.